AUGAAGAUGAGUGUUUCCACCUUCACUCAUCUAUCUUACUCUUCUCCCUCCAUUUCCUCUAUCUUCCAUUCUCUUCCCUCUACCCUUAUCUCCAAUCCUUUCCCUUCCAAACUCGCCACUUCAUCACCAUACCCUCUCAAAAAGAUCAAAGCCUUGGGAAUUCACCAAACUAGUUCCACUUCACAUGGAAGCAAACUUGAUGCAGUCAAGAGUAGGAUACUGCUCCAGAUGUUUCAAAGGGCAAUGCCAAUGGAACCCCUUACAACCAUUUUCAGACAACAAUCCGACAUGAAUGACUUUACAUUGGAAAAUCUUCAAGAUAGGAAAAAGUCAUCCAAAUGGGUUGCAGCAUUCUUGUUUGGACUAACUAUAUCAAUUAUUUCUCCCGAUGUUUCAUAUGCAAGCAGCUCAGUAAAGAUAAAUGAGAUGUAUCAGGUUGGGGAGUUGUUUGACUUAGGAAUCCAAUUAAUAUAUUUGCUAUUGUUGUUGGGCUUGCUCGGUGCUGGAACUUACUAUGUGAUUCGCCAAGUUCUUGUUCGCAGAGAGCUUGACCUUUCUGCCAAAGAGUUGCAAGAGCAAGUCAGAAGUGGUGAUGCAAAUGCGACUGAGCUGUUUGAACUUGGUGCAGUGAUGCUGCGGAGGAAGUUUUACCCAGCUGCUACCAAGUUUUUACUUCAAGCAAUUGAUAAAUGGGAUGGAGAAAAUCAGGAUCUUGCCCAGGUUUACAAUGCACUUGGUGUCAGUUAUGUCCGUGACGGGAAGCUAGAGAAAGGAGUUGCGCAGUUUGAGACAGCUGUGAAGAUUCAACCAGGCUAUGUCACGGCAUGGAACAAUCUUGGUGAUGCUCUUGAAAGUAAAAAAGAAUAUGUGUCGGCUCUAAAGGCAUUUGAAGAAGUUCUUCUAUUUGAUCCUAACAACAAGAUUGCGCGGCCCAGGAGAGAUGCUUUGAAGGGACUUGUUGGAAUGUCCGAAGGAGUUACUAUCAGAUAUAGAGAGAAGAAAUGA
Molecule: messenger RNA, 1005 nt
Organism: Vicia faba (fava bean)
Lineage: Eukaryota; Viridiplantae; Streptophyta; Magnoliopsida; Fabales; Fabaceae
Source: the annotation of a GenBank genome assembly